Molecule: messenger RNA, 1797 nt
Organism: Huiozyma naganishii CBS 8797
Lineage: Eukaryota; Fungi; Ascomycota; Saccharomycetes; Saccharomycetales; Saccharomycetaceae
Gene: CWC22
Product: U2-type spliceosomal complex subunit CWC22
Exons: 1
Coding region: 1-1797 (598 amino acids)
Biological process (GO): mRNA splicing, via spliceosome
Cellular component (GO): catalytic step 2 spliceosome
Molecular function (GO): RNA binding
Source: RefSeq, a predicted model, not a curated record
AUGGAUGAAAAAGCUCAGAAAGAACAGUGGGUUGCCAUUGGGGAGCACGUCCAGGGGAACUUCCAGAAACUUGAUAACACCAAUCUUAUAGAGACGUUUCACAAUUUGUUUAAAGUGAACCUUGUCAUCGGGAAGCGUUUACUUGCCAAGGCCGUACUGGAGGACGAAUGCGAGGCAUCUGUGCACACUAUCAGUCAAUUAUGUUUGUUGGUAAAUAACGUGCUCCCGUCGUUUGGCCCACUCAUUGGUCAGGAGAUCGUUUGUCGGUUUCUUCAUGACUACAAGAAUAAAAACCAUGCGGAGGGCCGGCGAAUUUUGAAGUUACUUUCAUCACUGUAUAAAGUAGGUCUUAUACAUGAGAUUGUUAUACUCCAACUCCUACAGAUAUUACUUUCAAGAGAAAACGAACAAGAUUCCAUUUGGGACACUGUCAUUAUAUUAAGAUUUUGUGGGAAGAAGCUGCAAGAUGCGAAUCCGCGAGCAUACAACGCUAUCAGAGAUAAACUAGAGACUCUGGAGUGUCCGUUAGAUAGUAAUAUCAAAACUGAAUUGGAGGAUUUGCUCGAUGAGAAACAAUUGGAAGAUAAUGUCACUUUAGUUCACCACUCUGCAGUGAUUGUACCGAAUAGAUAUCCCCCAUUCUCCACGUCCAUAUCACAAGACGAAAAUUUUUGGGACUUACCGAAAGAGAACCUUGCAAGGUUCAAAUACCACCAGAACUUGAAUGACCUAGAAGAGGAGUAUGAUGAGCUGAAAAGAGGUUUUUCAGUUCAGGAACCUGUGGAUGCCAGCGAGCAGGAAGAGAUUCAGGUUUCCGAAACAGAACCCGCUCCCGAAGCUACAACUGUACCCGUUGUGAAACCAUAUACUGUCAAAGAUAUGACCUCUUCAGAAAAUAUCGAGUUCAAGAAAAAAAUAUACCUUGUCUUGAAGAGCUCACUGUCGGGAGACGAGGCCGCGCAUAAACUUCUUAAGCUAAGGAUACCAGAUGAUCGAAAAUAUGAAAUUGUAGAUAUCGUUGUAAAAUCAAGCAUCCAAGAAGCGACAUAUUCCAAAUUCUACGGUAUUUUGGGCGAAAGAUUGUGCUCCUCUCAUAGAUCAUGGAAACCAGCCUUCCUGCAAAUAUUUAACGAGAACUUUCAAAACCUUGACGACUUUGAGCCAGCACAGCUCCGAAUCUUGGGGAAGUUCUGGGGACAUAUGGUUGCAACAGAUUAUAUUGGGUUGGAAGUCCUCAGCAACUUUAAACUCAACGAGGAAGAAAGUACACCCCCAAGCAGGAUAUUCCUCAAAUUUAUAUUCCAGGAAUGUGUUGCCGAACUAAAUGCGCAGGAACUAAAGGAGAGGUUACAAGAGGAAUACAUUCAACCUUAUUUAGUGGGCUUGUUUCCCAAGGAAGAUCCUAACCAUAUACGGUACGCCAUCAAUUAUUUCACCGCUAUAGGUCUCGGUCUUCUAACGGACGACAUGAGAGAAACUUUGGACACAAUCGAGGAGAAAAAGAGGGAAGAGGCCAGAAUAAAACAAGAAGAAGAGAUGAGAAGAUACGAUGAGGAAAGGAAAGAAAUGGAGAAACAGAAUCCACCUCGAGAGACACCGAAGCCAGAAAGUCGGCCGAGCCGAUAUCAGCCAAACAGUUCUGUGCCAGCUGCUCCUCGUCGCAGAAGAUCCAUCACCCCUCCACGAUACAAGCGGAAUGGAGGUAGGAGGUCAAUAACACCGCCACGAGGAAGAUUUCGUAGAGAGCGCUCGAGAUCUCCCGAAAGGUUUAAAAAGAAGAGCAGAUAUCAGGGUUGA